AAUUUAAAGCGCUCAUGGUCAACUAAAGGGAUAGUACCAGACUUCACAAGAUCGUACUACUCAGACGACUACACAUUCAGAAUAAACCUACCUUCUUAUAAUGACCCGACUUUGGGUUUAUAAUUUGGUGACCGGUUGUCGGUCACUUCAUGUUUCUUUACCUCACAACGCCAUGUCAUAUACGAAGGAACCGAAACCACUCCCUUGGAGUGAUGACAAAAAAAAUCCACUGGGAUGGGCUAAACGUCUAUUUCGAAUGCAAGAAUCUCAACAAUUGCUCAACCAAUCGAAGGAGCCUCCUUUACUGCAUAUGAUCUGUCGGCUAAAGCCUAUGAAGGGAGUCAUUCACUACCAGAGAGCCAUCCUUGAAAAAUAUGGUCUUGGAAAGGACACAAAAAAUCACAACUGGGUAGUCGUUAAAAAUACUCCAUCAGUCAACCGAGAUUUAUACGAGAUAAAACAUCUUAUUCGGAUACAGCCUGUUAUUUUCGAGAACGGGUUACCAACUGAAUCUGAUUUACUUGCCUGUAGACUGCUUCCAGAUGGCAGAUUUUUCAGACAUCGGGGUCUUUCUGUUGAUUCUCAGUUAUUGGAUUCUUCAGAACCGAACCAAACAAACCUGUCGUUAUGCAAUCCUAAUCGACCUUAUGAUUUAAAAGCUUUAUUACAUUCUAAUGAAGAAAAUUCCAGAUAUCUAAGCAGUGCAUACCUAAGAAGGUGGCACAACAAAAGAUGGGCCAAUCAUGACUUCUUCAAGGAGUUUUUCACUUCACACUACAAAUACAAACUUAAUCAAGAUGGAAAUGAAUAUCGUUAUAGUGGUCUUUCGCGACUAGACAAAGCAAUAACUCAUUCACUUGAGUCUAGAAGAAACCCCGAUGGAACUCUUAAGCAGCCAAACUGCAAUCGUUUUGAUGCUGAUUGGAAUACUUAUCCUUGGUCAAGAUAUUAAAAUUUAAACCUGUUGGUUUAGGAUUUUCUUGCCAUGAUCGUUUCGAGCUGUGUACAAGUAUUUGAUAUAUUUAAGAAUAAAAUCCAGUCAACUAUC
Molecule: messenger RNA, 1048 nt
Organism: Schistosoma guineensis
Lineage: Eukaryota; Metazoa; Platyhelminthes; Trematoda; Strigeidida; Schistosomatidae
Source: the annotation of a GenBank genome assembly